Otolemur garnettii (small-eared galago) is the source of this 1096-nucleotide messenger RNA. RefSeq names its product chromosome unknown C11orf74 homolog (gene IFTAP). The transcript has 8 exons. Gene Ontology annotation, biological process: spermatogenesis; acrosome reaction. Gene Ontology annotation, cellular component: 9+0 non-motile cilium; cytosol. The record is from RefSeq and is a predicted model, not a curated record. NCBI's taxonomy places the organism in Eukaryota, Metazoa, Chordata, Mammalia, Primates, Galagidae. Gene Ontology annotation, molecular function: intraciliary transport particle A binding. The coding region runs from base 284 to 1018 and encodes 244 amino acids.
AUGUGCAGCUACGGCUGAUUCGUCUUUGUUGCUCCAUAAGAAGAGAUUCCUAGGAUGUUUGUGAAUAAAGACGCCAAAGGUGCAACUUCUUUGAACAGUUUUUCUCAUUUUUAAGUUGGUACCCAGCUAUACUUUUAAUUUUCACUCAGUCCUCUACAACACACCAUGUCAUCUGGAGUUGUGAUAACAACUUUUUAUAAAUGAGGGAAAACUGAGGUCUAGAGAGGUCUCGUAACUCGUGACUUGCUCAGUGCUGCCCGAUAAAGAGGUCUCGUGAAUAGGAAUGCCUGCCCCAGUGUCAGGAUUGGAGAGAAUGGAUAAAGAUAGACUAAUUGAAGAAGUCCUGGAUAGGUUUGUUAAUUGUCAUGAGCAAACAUAUGAAGAAUUUCUGAGCACUUUUACUCAUCUUUCAAAAGAGUAUGAUGUGACCAAAAGUGGAGCAUUCGGAUCUGAUUCUUCAGAAAAAAUAUUUACCUCAAGAAAGUCUACUCAUAAAAAUGAACCAAAUGACCACCAUGUUAGAAAUAAAACUAUCUUUCUUCAUACUUCAUCACAAUGCUCAGAAGAAGAACAGAUAGUGGUGGAUGAAGGUCAAAAAGUUGGUAGUUUCUUACAAGGUGAUCUGAAUCGGGCAGGAAAAGUGAAGAUAGACAAUUUUCUAGACUUAGAAGAUUUGGACGUGGAUGAAGAGCUUCAGCCCCAAACGUGCAAGGAGAUGCUGCUCCUUCCGGGAGAAGCGGAACAGAGUAUCAGCCCCUGCAUCUCGUCCUAUCAUCCUUCUGUGGACCGGCGCCUCACUGGUGAAGUGAAGCCAGAGUCCACCGGGAAAGGAGCGGCCCGGCAGAUGGAAGAGGUACCUGGAGAUGAAGUUCAACCCUUCUCACUUGAUGAAGAAUUUGAUUAUGACAGUGUGGUGCUAACCCCCAAGUUCAGUCUUGCAGAGAUAGAGACCCUCAAAGAGCUAUCCGCACGAAAGAGAAAGGACAGCAAUGCAGACUUAGCGGAACCCCUUGACUGAUUCACUAAGGCAUUUUUGUGUUUAUUUUAAUUUACUCUUAUUCAAGCAACAUCAGAAUAAAAGAUUAACCUACGAUAA